Messenger RNA from Archocentrus centrarchus (flier cichlid), 2621 nucleotides. Its product is annotated as neuronal acetylcholine receptor subunit alpha-7-like. NCBI's taxonomy places the organism in Eukaryota, Metazoa, Chordata, Actinopteri, Cichliformes, Cichlidae. Gene Ontology annotation, cellular component: postsynaptic membrane. Gene Ontology annotation, biological process: monoatomic ion transmembrane transport. Gene Ontology annotation, molecular function: transmembrane signaling receptor activity; acetylcholine-gated monoatomic cation-selective channel activity. Bases 152 to 1750 code for a protein of 532 amino acids. The transcript has 9 exons. The record is from RefSeq and is a predicted model, not a curated record.
UCCGCACUCCUGUCUGUCAGUCUUUUUUAUCUCUCACACCGUCCCGGUCCCAUUCGUCUUUCCCGAAGCCUCAUGUUUAUUCCACCGCCAAGCCGGAGCAGAGUCCCUGUCUAGCCGACACAGCCGGCGGAGUUCACUGUGCGGUGCCAGCAUGCGGUGCCACAAGUUUUGGGGACCCUGUUCGAUUGGAUUUUAUAUUUGGAUCGCAAUGCUUUUCAAAGGGUCCUUGCAGGGUGAGUACCAGAGAAGACUGUACAAGGAGCUGUUGGCUAACUACAAUCGAUUAGAGAGACCUGUGGUCAAUGACUCAGCUCCAAUCCUGGUGGAGCUGGGCCUCACACUGCUGCAGAUCAUAGAUGUGGAUGAGAAGAACCAAGUGCUGAUAACUAACGCCUGGCUGCAGCUGUACUGGACAGACAUCUACCUGACCUGGAAUCCAGAAAAUUAUCCCGGUGUCCAAAACCUACGAUUUCCUUCGGACCAGGUCUGGACGCCUGACAUUCUUCUUUACAACAGUGCGGAUGAAAGGUUUGAUGCCACAUUUCACACCAAUGUACUGGUGAAUGCUUCAGGUAACUGCCAGUAUAUUCCCCCUGGCAUCCUGAAGAGCACCUGUUACAUCGAUGUGCGCUGGUUUCCCUUCGAUGUGCAGAAGUGUGACUUGAAGUUUGGCUCAUGGACGCACAACGGCUGGCUUCUGGACCUCCAGAUGCUUGAUGUGGACACAUCCACUUACAUACCAAAUGGGGAGUGGGAUCUUGUAGGUGUGCCAGCCAAGCGCAAUGAGCUGUACUACGAGUGCUGUAAGGAGCCCUACCCUGAUGUGACAUUUACAGUCACUAUGCGCCGCAGGACUUUGUAUUAUGGACUGAAUCUGCUCAUUCCCUGUGUGCUGAUUUCUGGCUUGGCCCUGCUCGUCUUCCUUUUACCUGCAGACUCAGGAGAAAAGAUCUCUCUGGGCAUCACUGUGCUGCUUUCGCUAACCGUCUUCAUGCUUCUGGUGGCCGAGAUCAUGCCUGCCACGUCAGACUCUGUUCCCCUCAUUGCCCAGUACUUUGCCAGCACCAUGAUGAUUGUGGGAAUGUCUGUGGUUGUUACAGUUAUAGUCCUACAGUUUCACCAUCAUGACCCUCACGGAGGAAAGAUGCCUAAAUGGGUUCGGGUGGUUCUGUUAAAUUGGUGUGCCUGGUUUCUCCGUAUGAAACAACCUGGCGAUGAGCGCAAGCGACCGGGUUACAAACAUCGUCACACCUCCCAUCACCACUCCAGCACCAGCUCCAUAGAGAUGGGAACAGUACCAAGCCUUACUGUGCCAAUGUCACAGACGUCCUGCCCACCCUCAGGCACCUCCAACGGUUCCAUGAGCCUCUACUUUGGUACUUACCAUCCCAUAGAAAACCCGCACUGCCCACCUUCCAGCGACUCCGGGGUAACACUUGGGGGCCGUGCACACAGCUCCCCCAGUGAAGAGGCUGAGCCACAUGUUAGCAGUGGUGUUGGAGCUCUGGGGAUGGGAGUGAGCUUCCCCCCACCAGAGAUCCAGCGUAUCUUGGAGGAGGUGUCGUACAUAGCUCAGAGGUUCCGGGACCAGGAUGAGGCUGAGGCCAUCUGCAGUGAGUGGAAGUUUGCAGCAGCAGUAGUGGACCGGCUGUGUCUGGUGGCAUUUUCUCUCUUCUCAAUCAUUUGCACCUUCACCAUCCUGUUGUCAGCACCCAACUUCAUAGAGGCUGUUUCUAAGGACUUCACAUAACUGGUUGCAGCAGCAAAUAAGGAAUGAAGAAGGUGUAACAGAGAGAGAAAGUGGAAGAGAAAGGACGGUGGAAAGGGCAUUAAUGUUUGUAGUACACAACCAAAAGAACCCACUGAAUAGGAGGUGAGCUUUGCAGGGUUUAAUGAGAAAAAAUAAUAAAGUCAGAAAUGUGGUGCAAAUAAAUGCACAGCACCUUCAUCAUGCUAUAUCAAAGGCAACUUAAUUAAUGAGGAAACAAACAUUUUUAUUCCAUCUUGAUGUCAUAAAUAAAUUGGUCCUAUCUUUAAAAGGAAAAAAGAGAUUGGGCAAGAGACUAAAAAACAAAACAGAAAACUCAGAAGAACGAAAAUCAGUGAGAAAGUGAAGGAGAGCACUGUAUAGAUUUUUAUAUAUUAAGAUACUGGUAAGGGGAACAUGCUACUAAUUGUCUUUACCCUGAAACUAGUGUAAAUAUCAUUGUCGUGUCUGCACUGUCCAUCAGCUCUAUAGUGAUACAUAACUCACCACAGUCCUCUUUCCAAAAUGUUGUUGUCGUGUAUGCAUAAAUCCAUCAGCAUCGCCUCAAUCUGAGUUCACACACCGAUUAUUUACCUUUUAAAAUAAUAAGGAAGUCACACAUUAUUUCUGAUGAUGUACCAUCCUUGUAAUAAUGUUAGCCUAGUUACUGAAAUCAGAUGUUUCACUAUGAAUCUCACUGUUUUCUUGUUCACUUAGAUCAACAGAGCACUGGACAAAACUUUGUUGCUUUGACAAACGUGUAGCACAUUUUCUUUAUCCAUCAAUUUAGGAUCUUCUCACUUUGUCUUGCCUGUUCAUUUUGAACUAUAGAAUCUUUAAUGUAAUAAAAACUGUUUGGGACAGUGACUAAUAA